AUGGUCCGCGAUCCGGCCCCCUCCCGGCCGGCGCGGCUGGGCGCGGGACCGACUGGUUCCCAGCGGGCCCGCCCCUUCCUGGGCGACGUCACCGCCCCGCCCAGCAACAGCCCCACCUGGCGGAAGGAGGGGGCGGCAGCGCCAGGGGACCCUGGCAGCCCGCUUGUGCCACACUGCCCGCCCACCAAGCACUCCAGGCAGCUCUCAAGGUGGAGGGGCCCCAGGAGACUUCCCGACACGGCGCGCCCAGACCCGACUGAGCCAGUUUCUGGUCCGCUCCGGGCGGCGGUCAACGUGAGCACCCUGGCGCGGGGCACGGGGGUGCAGAGCCCCGGGCGGGGGCCCACUGCGAGCCGCUGGCUGAUCGCAUUGCUGUUGCUGCUGCUGCUGCUGCCGCUGCCCGCCGCCGCCUGGUACAAGCACGUGGCGAGUCCCCGCUACCACACGGUGGGCCGCGCCGCGGGUCUGCUAAUGGGGCUGCGCCGCUCGCCCUACGUGUGGCGCCGCGCACUGCGCCCGGCUGCCGGGUCCCUUGCCUGGGACGGCUUCGGCCUGGGCGUCUCCCCCCAGGGGCCAUCUGCCAGAAGCACCGUCUCUGGGGGGCCCGCCGCCCGCGAUGCUGUGUUGCUUCCCUCCGGAGUUCAGAAACUGUGGGAGGUGCGACGCAGAAGCUCCCGCGCAGGGCUCCCGGUGAGUGCGCCUCGCAGCCCGCGCGCCCCGAAGUCCGCGCCCCAACCGGAGCUGCGGCUGGGAUCCUACUCCUUGACCUCUGAAGAGCAGGCCAGAGCCUUCGGAGUGUCUCCUGCUCAGUCAUGGUCUGCGCAGGGAACCGCCGUCGCCAGCCCCCGCCUCUCCCCAGAGCCGUUCUGAUCGCAGCCCCUGCCCGCGC
Balaenoptera acutorostrata (minke whale) is the source of this 889-nucleotide messenger RNA. It is a transcript of the gene NPW, whose product is annotated as neuropeptide W. Lineage: Eukaryota; Metazoa; Chordata; Mammalia; Artiodactyla; Balaenopteridae. Gene Ontology annotation, molecular function: G protein-coupled receptor binding. The record is from RefSeq and is a predicted model, not a curated record. Gene Ontology annotation, biological process: feeding behavior; G protein-coupled receptor signaling pathway.